GCUGAUACUAAGUAGCGGCGCCUGUCUGGAUUUGAAACUGUAGCUUCUGACUCCCGCUACAGUUAACUCGGUUACCACAAUUUUAAAGCAAGGGUUUAUAGUAACAACUUCCCGCACCUUUACAUCGCACAGGGAAAGUUGUCAAGUGUCAGGGCCCAAGUUUAACACUGUGGCAGUCUAAGGCUUGGGGGUCCUUUAUUCCAAGGCUGCUGAAGCUCUAGGGAGCAAGGAGAGAACGGACGAAACUUUGCACAUACUUCCUCCCAGAAGAAGAAGAAUCGGAUAGGAACGUAAAUCUGUACGCACGGUUUCCAGACACAAGACCAAUUGAUCUAUUUUCGCUGACGCCCUCCGCUACUUCCGCCAGGAGUCUUUCGAAGUCUUUGGGCGUCAACUACUUCCGCCCUGAAUCUACUGAUGGCGCCGGGCGUCAGCCACUUCCGCCCGAAGUGGACGGCGGCCUAGAAAUGCGCGGGGCUUGAGAUCCCUUUUCCUUCCCGGAAAAGAACCCUUCCCCCUCCCCCCACCUUUUCCAGAGUCCCUCUGGUCAGGGUUGUCGGGAGAAGCACGCUCCUGGCGGUUUGAGACCCUGGCCUGAGGCUGGUGUGGGAGGCGGGGCCCUCCAGUUUAGGCUCGUGGGGCCGGCCCCUAAGCACUAGGGGAAGGGAGGAAAGAUCAGGCCCUGCUGCUCCACCCUCUCCUCCACUACCUCGCCGUGACUUCCUCCGGCUUCAGGACCCCCGGCGGCGAUGGAGUUUGCGGAGCUGAUCAAGACCCCGCGGGUGGACAACGUGGUGCUACACCGGCCCUUCUACCCAGCGGUGGAAGGCACCUUGUGCCUUACCGGCCAUCACCUCAUUCUGUCCUCUCGGCAGGAUAACACCGAGGAGCUGUGGCUGCUCCAUUCCAAUAUUGAUUCCAUUGAAAAGCGGUUUGUGGGAUCAUUGGGCACCAUAAUCAUAAAAUGCAAAGAUCUGCGGAUUAUUCAGUUGGAUAUUCCUGGAAUGGAGGAAUGCUUGAAUAUUGCAAGUUCUAUUGAGGCUUUGUCAACCUUGGACUCCAUCACGCUGAUGUAUCCUUUCUUUUACCGACCCAUGUUUGAAGUGGUAGAAGAUGGCUGGCAUAUGUUUCUUCCUGAGAAAGAAUUUGAGCUCUUCUCUUCAGUUACCAAUGAAUGGAGGCUGAGCUAUGUCAAUAAGGAUUUUACUGUUUGCCCCUCCUACCCUCCAAUAGUUACUGUGCCCAACUGCAUUGAUGAUGAGGCCCUUAAGAAAGUGGCUACAUUUCGUCAUGGUGGGCGCUUCCCAGUACUUAGUUAUUACCAUAAAAAAAAUGGAAUGGUGAUGAUCCGAAGUAGUCAGCCACUAACAGGCACAAAUGGGAGACGCUGCAAAGAGGAUGAAAAACUUAUCAAUGCUACCCUUCGUGCGGGAAAACGAGGCUACAUUAUUGACACUCGGUCUCUAAAUGUGGCUCAACAAGCUAGAGCUAAAGGGGGUGGUUUUGAGCAGGAAGCUCAUUAUCCUCAGUGGAGACGCAUCCACAAGUCCAUUGAUAGGUAUCAUAUUCUUCAGGAAAGCUUGAUAAAACUUGUAGAAGCCUGUAAUGACCAAUCACAUAACAUGGACCGGUGGCUUAGCAAAUUAGAGGCUUCUAAUUGGUUGACUCACAUCAAAGAGAUUCUAACCACUGCUUGCCUGGCCGCUCAGUGUAUUGACAGGGAAGGAGCAUCAGUAUUGAUUCAUGGAACAGAGGGAACUGAUUCUACACUUCAGGUUACCUCCUUGGCCCAGAUCAUCUUGGAACCAAAAUGUAGGACCAUCCGUGGUUUUGAGGCUCUUGUAGAGAGAGAGUGGCUACAGGCAGGCCACCCCUUCCAACAGCGUUGUGCCCAGUCGGCCUACUCCAACAGUAAGCAGAAGUGGGAAGCACCUGUGUUUUUUCUUUUCCUAGACUGCGUGUGGCAAAUCCUGCGCCAGUUCCCUUGCUCCUUUGAAUUUAAUGAGCACUUCCUCAUCCUGCUCUUUGAGCACUCUUAUGCCUCCCAGUUUGGGACUUUCUUGGGCAACAAUGAAAGUGAAAGGUGUAAAUUGAAAUUACAGCAGAAAACCAUGUCCUUGUGGUCCUGGGUCAAUCAACCCAGUGAACUGAGCAAGUUCAUUAAUCCUCUUUUUGAAGCCAACAGCCUGGUCAUCUGGCCUUCAGUUGCUCCUCAGAGUCUUCAGUUAUGGGAAGGAGUAUUUCUACGGUGGAACAGAUCUUCUAAGUAUCUAGAUGAAGCCUAUGAAGAAAUGAUUAAUAUCAUUGAAUAUAACAAGGAAUUACAGGCAAAAGUAAAUACCCUCAGAAGGCAAUUAGCAGAGCUCGAAACAGAAGAUGGGAUGCAAGAGAGCCCCUAAGAUUUUCUCUUCUGGCCCUAGAGUUGGAGCCUUUUCCAUUUCUUCCUUUUCCCCCUUGUGUCUUUCUCCUGUUUUCCUAUGGUUCAUCUUUACACUGAAGUUUGAAAUAUUCUUAAAUGGUGGGAUUGAUCCAAUGUAAUAGAUUUCUGAACACUUCACUGAUGAAAUCUUCAACCCUUAUUUAUGUUACAUAAGUCCUUUUGGGCUACUUUUCUUUGGGGAAAAAAGGAGGAUGAUAGUCAUGUUAGUUGACAUAAAAGUGCUGGCAUAUUUGAUGCCAUUGAUAUUAUAAACCUCUUACACUUAAGUGUAAGCUUAGUCUUAUCCUUUUUAAUCUUAAUGGAUGGCUAGCUGUGGACAAAGAUAAAAGUCCAUCUAAUUAAAGGACUAUCUGGCUUUUUUGUCUUGUGUUUGGUGUUACUAUCAGAUGUCUGUAUGCUUCAGGUGCAAAAACUUGGGUUUUCAGACCUGAAUUGGCAAAUCUAGGCAUGUUUAACACAUCUUUUUCAAACAAUGGCCUUUGUUUAGUAAAAUGGGCUUGUACCUUUUUAAUCCAUAGUUAAGACUGAUAAAGCUAAAUUUACUCUACAUUGAGUUUAUCAAGAAAGGAAAAAGAUAUACUCAAUGUCGUCAUUUCGUUGUUAUAGGACAGUGGCCUUUGGAAGAGAAACCAGGUUAGUCUGAUAGGACUUUGCUUAAGAAUUAAAUUUAUUGAACAAUGAACACUAAGUCAGAGUUCAAAGAAUGUGCAAUAUUAACAUUGAGUUGCUUGGGAGUUUUUUGUUUUGUUUUGUUUUGUGUUUUUAGUUUCUUGACCAUACUUUCUAAGAGUGAACAUGUGAGGGCCAGAAAGGAAACAUCAUUUGGAAGAGGUCAUAAUUUACAUUGUAAAAAACGGUUACUUUUAACCAGAGAUGCACUGCCCUUGUCUAAUGUUCUCAUUGCACUGGGUUUUUGCCUUGUUUUUGUUUUUGUUUUUUUAAGAAUAGGAGUUAACUGAUAUUGAGGUAACAACUUUAUGGUGAUUUUUAUUACAAUGGAUUUUUGUCUUGACUAUUCUCACUUGUCCAUGUUUUCUAUAUCAGACACAUGUGAUUUAAGAAGGACAAAAUAUGUGAUUGUGAUGUAGUACCACAUUUCAAGUUUUAGAAACUUAGUAGAUUAAAAUAUUUCUAAUUGUUAUACAGAAGUAUUAAUGACUUAUUUAUUCUGGUUUCAGUUUUUCCUUCUGCUUAGUCCUAGAAAAUUUGUUGCUCAGCUUUUUCAAUGUUAUUUUUUUUUUAGUAAAAUUAUUAGCCCUUUUUGUUCUGAGAGGACACUAUGAAAGAUUAGGCUUUAAUACCACUCAAUUUAACAUCUAUACAUAUAACUAUUUUAGUGUAGAGUGCUAAAACAUAACUCAGAGUUAGUGCUACUGUAUGUUGUAGAAAAGGAUACAUUUUUGCAGUCCAUUCUUGAAUGUAAAUCUGUGACCACAGUAGCUGUAGAAACUGGCAAAUACAUACUGCUUCUCCCUACCACAUCCAAAAAUGUGGUUCUACCACAUUAAAAGUUUCUAUCUUUUUUCAUUCCUUCUCCUGGCUGGUUAGCAGUAAUUUGAAAAAGUGUCUUUAGUGAGAAGUUUCUUGUAGGUAUUUUAGAAUAGCUGGUAUCUCUGGCUAUAGUGAAUGUUGGGGCAUAAUAGGCCUCAUUAAAGACAAAGGCAAAGAAGGAAAUUGAAUAGUGUACGUGUAUAUAUAGAUAUACAUAUACAUUACAUAUGUGCACAUACACACACAUAUAUCUAAACUGGAAGGCAAACAAAAGGAAAUGCUUUUCAACUUAUAUAUUGAGUCCUGAGAAUGGCCAACUACUUUCCCAACACAUCUAAACCUAUUCUUUUUCACAAUAGGAGACUUUUUUUCUUCCCUCUAAUUACUUAGGCAUAAGGGCAAUUUCUUAGUGACUCCUUAAAUUGAUUAACAUAAUAUGUGAUCCACAGGAACUAUGUAGGCAGAUACAGGGACUAUAUUUAGUACUAGGUCCAAGUGAUGGAGGUAUGACAUAUCAUCCCUGUAUUAUAUUCCCUGGUGAGUUAAGUAUAAUGAAUGUCUGAGCCAGAGUUCUAUAAUAGUAAGGGACAAAAAUCUGCUCCCUCUUUCUCUUCCAGAAAACAGGUGCUAGCACAUGAGGACUGUUAUUGUUGUAUGAAUUGUGCAUUGUAGUACACAUUUGCAGAUAGAAAUCUCAAACUCUGAGAGCCAUUUGGAACAAGUUAGAACCAACUGAAGUGUCCUCCAGUUGUGUGAAAAAAUAAAUUACCUCUGACUUGAUUAAAAAGAACAGGCAAAAGCGUCAAACCUGUUAGAAUGUGCUUGUGGGAUAUUAGUGUUUUUUAAGACUUUAGAUAAAAGCCUUAGGUUUAGGAGAUUGUACUAAACAGCUCCCUAUUUCUCAUCCAGGCUAAUAAAUGCAAGAGGUGAUUUCAUAUAUGAUGGACAACUUCUCUGUUCAUCCAUAUUGAAGAUAAUGGUUUAUAUUUUUAGUUGUAUUUGAAAACAUAAGAAAAAGAAUUUUAAAAGCAAAUGUGUAGUCACUAUCUUCCAGUAAUACACAAAAAGAAUCCAUUAACCUAAGUUUAGUUCUUAUCCCACUCCUCAGUCCAAGUGAUUUCCACAAUUAGCUCUGAUUUUUAUCAAACUGUACUUAAGAUUUUCCAAGAGAGAACUUAGUUCUCUAUGACAUCACUGAGUCCAUUAUUGUCAUUUGUAAUUAGCAACUAACUAUGUAGAUUUGGAAAAUAUAGGGUUGACUAAACUAGAGCUAACAUUACAUUUUUUUUCAAGGCAGAAGUUGUCAUAUAUAGUAUUUGUGUGUCAAAAUAAACCUUUUGCCUUCACAAAAUAUUAUUAUGCAGAAACUAUAAGCUUUAUUGCCAAAUUUAAAAUUAACAAUAUUACAUAACUAAGAUUUAAAAGUAAUUUAGAUGAACAAUAUUAGCAGACAAUCAUUUGUUCAACAUCCCAUGAUGGGAAGAUUUCUUUUAGAAUCAAUCUUUGGACUCUGAGAUCUGGAUUAAUAAGAAUAUUUGGGUCCCAAGUGACUUUUCAGUUUAGGUAAUGAAAUGAGGCAGAAGUUAGAAGACUGUUGAUUUCUUUUGAAUAGAUAAAGAGUAAAUGUCUCUAUUUUGUCACAUAAAUUCCCACAAAACCAUUUAAGAAAGCUUUUAAUAGUCAUUUUUAAUCACCUGAAAUGAAAAAAAAAAUUCUUUCAAUUUUAUUGAAUGGAUUCUGCAAAAACACAAUACACUUAUUCCUUAUCUGUGAGACUGGACUCAUUCUCUCUUUUGCACAAAAAGGGAGCUAUUUAUUGUUAAAAUAGUUUGUUUCCUUGUUCUGGUAAUAUGAGGCCUGUGACAAAUAAUGAAAGGCACAACUGAUGUAAUAGCCUCGCUAACCCUUAGAUUAAGGGUUGUUUUUUUUCCAUCUUCGUCCAUUUGAGGUAUACCUGUAGUGAUUUUUUUCUACUUUUGCUAAUAGCUGGCUUUUCAAGAUAUUUCCCUACUCAAGUUUUUAUGUAAUUCUCCAUCUUAAUAAAUUUCAAAUAGUGGGAAGACUUUUUUUGCCCUCAGUAUAACUGAAUAAAAGACUGGUAUUCAUAUUCUAUCAUUUCUUUCUUCCUUCAUAAAAAAUUCCGUUCAUCUCUGUUCUCAACAAUAAGGCCUUAUAGCCUUUAUAAAAUAUAUACCAGCCUAUUUUGAAUGGAUAACCCAAAGGUAGUUUUUUGAAACAUCUUGGAUUCAUCACUGUAAUUUCCUUUUUAGGCAGCCAAACCACCCCUCCCUCAGAAUGAAACAGUUACCAAAUGUUUAGUUUCUUUUUCUCGUUUGGAAAAAAGCUUUAUUCACUACAAAGUCUUUUCAGUUCUGAGAAGUGAUUUCUAACAGGCUUUUAGAGUGAUGUUUGGUUAUUUGCAAAUCCAAAGAAUGGUGUAUGGAGAUUUGAAACAACCAUAUUCCUCAUUGCAGUAGGGCCUGUUGUCUGUCUAGCCAUAAUACCAUUUGCUUCUGGUUUAAACUAUAUGCAUCCUGAGAGAGUUAUUAUUCAACACAAGUACAUGCUAAAACCUCAUUGCUUAGAAUCCUUGUACAUCUAAUGCCAUUUCUAAUAAAAAUGUUGUACUUGCACAAUUUAGUUUAAAUGUAUCUCCUCAUUAGCCAGAAAUUUUGAUUGUACUCUUGAUAUAUUUGAAUGUGACUGUUGGGUUCAAAUGCACUAUUAUUAUUCAUGUUCCAUAAAAUAAAAUCACACCAUAUAACAUUGGUUUCUGUAAUGUAUCUUUUGUUAAACCUUAGAGUGCUGUUAAUGCAUAGGUUCCUCUACAGAGCAUCUUCUUUCAUUGUUGGGGAAAGAUAUUUGACCCUCUUGUAAAUCUAUGUAACAUUUUACUAUUCUUUGUAAUGUUCAAGUCAUGAUUAUUAAAUAAUGCAAACUAGAUGGUAGGUAUAUUUCCAUCCUAAGUCAUCUUGAGUCAACUGUUUUGCCAAGUGUGGUUUUAUUGACUUGAAAGAAAUUGUGUUGUCCCAUGUGUUUGUGUUAUUGUUGGUGCCUUGUUUUGUGUAUGGUGUUUUUCUUCCACUAUAAAGGAGAGCUACACUGAAUCUAGUAUAAAAUUUCUCUAGAUAACUAUUAAUAAAAUUUAAAUCUAAUCAUAUGCUGAAAAAUUAAGCUGCCAGCUGACUUUAGUUUUUUCAAAGAUCUAUAAAGUUGGUAGAAAAUGUUUGAAUUAAAAUUUGCCUGUCUAAA
Molecule: messenger RNA, 7183 nt
Organism: Monodelphis domestica (gray short-tailed opossum)
Lineage: Eukaryota; Metazoa; Chordata; Mammalia; Didelphimorphia; Didelphidae
Gene: MTMR9
Product: myotubularin related protein 9
Biological process (GO): phosphatidylinositol dephosphorylation; negative regulation of autophagy
Cellular component (GO): cytoplasm
Molecular function (GO): protein phosphatase binding
Source: RefSeq, a predicted model, not a curated record